Geosmithia morbida is the source of this 1032-nucleotide messenger RNA. RefSeq names its product pre-mRNA-splicing factor CWC26. Gene Ontology annotation, molecular function: RNA binding. The coding region runs from base 1 to 1032 and encodes 343 amino acids. Gene Ontology annotation, cellular component: RES complex; U2-type spliceosomal complex. Gene Ontology annotation, biological process: mRNA splicing, via spliceosome. NCBI's taxonomy places the organism in Eukaryota, Fungi, Ascomycota, Sordariomycetes, Hypocreales, Bionectriaceae. The record is from RefSeq and is a predicted model, not a curated record. The transcript has a single exon.
AUGGCUCCCGACAAGGCAGACUACCUAGCUUCACGGUAUCUAGUAGCAGAUGCCAAGCCGACCAAGAAGCGCAAGUGCAAGGGUGGCGUGGCCGCACCGUCCCAAGGACUGCUGAUAACCGACGACAACGACGACUCGAGCUGGGUCAAAGCCCGUGACUCGGACAACGAUGACAACGACGCGGGACCGGUAACGGUGACGGGCACGAGCAGCGAAUUCCGCAAGACGAAGAAGAGCAACUGGAAGAGCCUAUCCAAGGAUACCAGUAACAGAAACAGCAACAACCAGAACGACGAGGAAGCCUCAGCAGCGGAUGCCAUCCUCGCCUCGGUAGCGGCCGAGACACGGUUACGCUCACAAGAUGAUGAAGCACCGGUCAUCGAGGGCGAAGACGGCACCAGCUCAUCGGUCAAGAUGAGCGACGGCACGCACGCCGGACUGCAAAGCGCAGCAGCGGUAUCAGCUCAGCUGAAGCGGCGCCAGCGUGAGGAGCGUGAGGACUUUGAGCGACACCGUCAGAACGCCCAGGAGGCCGAGACGGUGUACCGCGACGCCACGGGCCGACGGGUUGACAUAUCUAUGAAGCGGGCCGAGGCGCGCAAAGCUGCCGCCGAGGCGGAGGAGAAGGAACGGCAGGCCAAGGAGGCCCUCAAGGGAGACGUACAGCAGGAGGAGGCUCGCCGGCGCAGGGAGCAGCUCGACGACGCGAAACUCAUGACGUUUGCGCGCGGCGUCGACGACGAGGACAUGAAUCGCGAACUGAAGAACCAGCAGAGAUGGAACGACCCGAUGACGCAAUUCAUGACCGCCGACGAGGCCAAGUCGUCGUCGGAGGGGAAGAAGAAGAAGGGCGCAAAGGGUUGCAGACCUGUGUAUAACGGCGCUGCUCCGCCGAAUCGAUACGGCAUCAAGCCCGGGUACAGAUGGGAUGGUGUAGAUCGUGGCAACGGCUUCGAGGCUGAGCGCUUCAGAGCCAUCAACCGUCGCGAGAUGAAUAAGGGGUUGAGCUAUUCAUGGCAGAUGGACGAGUAG